Dicentrarchus labrax (European seabass) is the source of this 4088-nucleotide messenger RNA. It is a transcript of the gene etnk1, whose product is annotated as ethanolamine kinase 1. Gene Ontology annotation, biological process: phosphatidylethanolamine biosynthetic process. Bases 144 to 1226 code for a protein of 360 amino acids. The record is from RefSeq and is a predicted model, not a curated record. Lineage: Eukaryota; Metazoa; Chordata; Actinopteri; Moronidae. Gene Ontology annotation, molecular function: ethanolamine kinase activity. The transcript has 8 exons. Gene Ontology annotation, cellular component: cytoplasm.
CACGCAGACUACUCCAGGAUUAUAUACACCCCCCACCCACCCCUCGUUUGUCACACAUUUUCAUAGAUUGCGCAUUUAGCCACCGCGUACAGCACAGUAACCGCACAGAGUUUCAAGAUACUCCAAGAAACAAAGGUUUAAAAAUGGCCAACUACAUUCACGUACCCGACGAGGCUCCAGCUGUGCCCAAAAUAGAUGUGACAGUUGACGAGAGCGACUACAGAUCCGGUGCACUGAAGCUGAUAAAGGAGCUGAGACCGAGCUGGAAGCCAUCUGAGGUCAAAGUGAAGUUUUUCACAGACGGAAUAACCAAUAAGCUUCUGGGCUGCUAUGUGGGUCCAGUCAUGCAGGAUGUGGUUCUGGUCCGUAUUUAUGGCAACAAAACUGAACUGUUGGUUGACCGGGAGAACGAGGUGAAAAGUUUCAGGGUACUACAUGCAAACCGCUGUGCCCCACACCUAUACUGUACCUUCAAUAAUGGCCUGUGCUAUGAAUUUCUGCAAGGAACUGCCCUGGAGCCAGAGCACAUUCGCAGCCAACCUGUUUUCAGGCUCAUUGCCAGGCAGCUGGCCAAGUACCACGCUAUCCAUGCCCACAAUGGCUGGGUGCCACAGUCUGAUCUGUGGCUGAAGAUGGGCAAGUACUUUGCUCUCAUCCCCAAGUACUUAAAGGACCCAGAGAAGAACAACAGGUUGCGUAUGGAGGUGCCCAGCCCACUGUGCCUCCGAGAAGAGCUGGUGUGGCUCCAGCAGAGCUUGUCGGUGCUUGGCUCCCCCGUAGUUCUCUGCCACAACGACCUGCUCUGCAAAAACAUAAUUUAUAACCAGAAGGCAGGCAAUGUAAAGUUCAUUGACUACGAGUAUGCUGGGUACAAUUACCAAGCCUACGACAUUGGGAAUCAUUUCAAUGAGUUUGCUGGCCUGAACGAGGUGGAUUAUAGUCACUACCCAGAUCGGGCCUUUCAGCUGCAGUGGCUCCGCUCCUACCUGGAGGCCUAUAAGGAGCACAAAGGCCAGGGCAAUGAAGUGACUGACGAAGAGGUGGAGAUUCUUCAUGUCCAAGUCAACCGAUUUGCCUUGGCAUCUCAUUUCUUCUGGGGUCUCUGGGCUCUGAUUCAGGCCAAGUUCUCCACCAUCGACUUUGACUUCUUGGGAUAUGCAGUCCUGCGCUUCAACCAGUACUUCAAGAUGAAACCAGAGGUGGCUGCGCUGAACUUACCCGAAUAAAAGCCCCCACUCCCUCAUCUUCUCUUCCUUCUGCUCUUCCUCCCUUCCAACCUGCUUUGCGCUUCACAUGACGCCUGCAGAGCGCCCUCUUGGGGUGUGUGUAGGGAAGAGCCAGACUGAGAGUCUGUCCUGUUCAGUGCCUACAGGGUCCCCCUCUACAUGUCCUUAUCUCUAUAGAUUGAAUAGACCACAUACUUUGUCCAUCAUCUGCUGUCACACCUUUGUUAACAAGGAGGUAGCCCAAGCCAUUUGUACUGUGGGCGCGUGUCAAGUAGAGACUUGAGACCUGCUAUAAUGUGAAGCCCACAUAACUGAAUUUAGUGUGGUCAUUUCAAUUAUUCUAAUAUCAAUUAACGUGAUAUCAGCGUAUUGUAUUUGUAAGCAGCUUUUCUCAUAGCUCAGAUCACUUUAAAUACAUUGUAGGUGGAAUGUCUCCUCCUUCACAACCAAUACAUAGUAACCACCUACCUGACAGGUGGCUCAAACACUAAUCUGAUUGCCUGGAGACACCUUCCUCAUAUGCACAUUCAUGAGGAAAAACCCUCAAGCGCCAGCCCAGCUACCAACCAAAUUUAUAAUGACAUGAUAGCAAUACAAAGCCUUUGUUUGCUGAGGAACCAAGACAAAAACAAGUAAACAAAAAAAGAAGAAAUGCAAACACGGAAUCCCAUGUGAUGAGCCACAAUAGGCAACAAAAAAAAAAAACUUGUGGUUGCCUUGUGACUCUUGUUUUCACCCGUAUUUUUCCAACAUCCUGUGCAUGGGUGGUGCGCCAGAAUAGCCAUAUAGUCAUUGUUGCUGUGUAGUUUGGUGAGGGCUUGUGUGUUUUGGCUUUCUGGACUGAAGGUAGAAACAUCGAGUUGUAGGAGAGCAUCUUGUGUUUACAUAGUUGAGCACUGAGCAGUCUUUGACUCGAGGGAGAGUUUCACUGUAAUGUAAGUUUUUACUGUUUGUUUAGACACUUGGAUUUUGUCUAAAUCUUUACUGGGGACAAACUUGCAUCUCACUGUAAUUUGAACAUUCCAUGUUCAUAAUGGUAGACAGGAAAUAUGGUCGUAAUUCAAAUGGUAAGUCAGCAGUGUCGGUGACUUCAUUGGGACAUCAACUGUAAAGAUGUGCUGUACAAAAUGAGACCAAACCAUUAUAUUGUCUGCUUCAUGUCAGGGAAAGUAUGGGAAUCAUCUUUGUUAAAAAACACUGCUGUUCAGUCCAACUGAACUAAGGACUGUCCAUUUUAUACAAUUGUAGACCAGUUUUCAUUCAGUUGUGUUAUGAUAAGUGUAAUAUGGCCUUGCUUACUGUCAGAUUACUGAGCCAUUGUUGGCAUUCGUCAUUUUAAGCACCCAAUGUUGAAAUGAAGGUCUGUAGAAAAGUGGAAUUUUUGCGAAAAAGAAAGUGGAGCUGGUUGUCUCAACUUGGCUAAGUUAGACACAUCUGUGUUAAGUUAAAAAACAUGUAAUGAAAGUCAGCUGUUAGUGGGACCUGAGGAGGAAGAGCACCAUCUUCUGGAGAAAAAAAAAAUGGCUGCUGUCAGUAACUUGAUAUUCACCUUUGACUUUCAUGUUAAAUGUUAAUGUUUUUAAAAUGAGCUUUAGAAGGCCCUUUAAAAACUAAAACAAGUCCAUCUCUUGGUUACUUUAAUAAGCUUACACCAAAGUGCUGACAUUUGUUUUUUUGCUUGUACAUAAUGCACACUGUAUCAUUUUCCAUGUAGCACAAAGAGAAUUAGAAUGACAAUUAUGACUUUUGAUACUUAUUUAAAUGGAAAUGUAAAAAGCUGAGGUCUUUGAGAGUGUGUGGAUGUUUGCUGAUGCAGCAACAGAUGACUCUUGGGCAAAUGUAGCACGUUUUAAAAAAAUAAAAUUAAGAGAACUUAAUUUACAUCUCUCUGACCAAUUUAAACAAACAUCACAUGUAAAUGUGGUGAAACAAGUUUUCUUGUUUAAUCCAAAACAGUUUGCAAGUGACAUGUUUGCCCAGGUGGUCUCUGUUGUAGAAAGUUUGCAAAGCUCUGUGAAGAGACCAUUUUUGAGAAGACUGGAUCGUGCACUCAUGUUAACGCUCCAGCACAUUAGUAGCUAAGCAGUAAACAUUGAAGUGUUAGUCUGCCUGUGAAAGCUUAUUUUGUACUCACAGUUUUGAAGUUUGAAAGGAUAGACCUGUUACUUCACUUAUGUCUUUAAUUCUGUGUCGCGUGUACUUCAGGCUGGUGAAUUAAGAUGGAAGAAUUAAGAAGUAGUUUGAGUCGGGCCUAAUAUGAAUUUGAAAUGUAUGUACAUUGGCUUAACAUAAAGUUAAUAUAUGUUAAAAUCUUCCAUGAAAGUAUAUUUGAUGGUAAACGGUUUUGAUUUGGUUUGAGUCGUGUUGGAGGAACAAGGAUAAUGAUUGUCACGUUUACACAUAACAUGCAUAAAGUAAGGCUGUUAGUCAAAUUUGCUUGCCACAUAAUCAGAAUUGUCAGAAAAUUAAAUUAUACUGCUGAAAUAUUUACUAUAGGCUUUAAUUCCUCAUCAAUCUGAAACAAAUGAAUGGAAUUUCAUUUACAUCAUACAUGGGUCAUGUUAGUACUGCUAAUAAUCUCUACAUUUUUACAAAUGUGUGUUUCGUAUUUAACAUUGUAUAAAGUCUGUCCUUACAUCUCUCUGGCCACUUUAGCUUAUGUUUAUAUGUACAGUAAACAAAUGUAAUAAUAUCUUUGCUUGUUCUCAAAUGUGAAUGAAUGUACAUAGAGGGAGUUCUUUUAUUUUUUUUGUUUUCUAAAAGUUGCAUUAAAGUGAAUAGUUGCCUGGGGUAAAAAUGGGUGAAAUAAAAAAAUUACAUUUUCAAUACUGUAAGCAAAAAAAUAAAGUCUAUUUACCCUUA